This is a messenger RNA of Nasonia vitripennis (jewel wasp), 5327 nucleotides long. RefSeq names its product trace amine-associated receptor 8b. The transcript is spliced from 11 exons. The record is from RefSeq and is a predicted model, not a curated record. Lineage: Eukaryota; Metazoa; Arthropoda; Insecta; Hymenoptera; Pteromalidae. Gene Ontology annotation, molecular function: corazonin receptor activity. Gene Ontology annotation, cellular component: membrane. The coding region runs from base 951 to 2198 and encodes 415 amino acids. Gene Ontology annotation, biological process: neuropeptide signaling pathway.
UUUUUUUAAUUUUUGUUUCGAGUGUGGUGUGUUUUUUUUUGGUUGAAUUUUCGAGAGCUGGUCGUUGGAAAAUUGGGGAUUUGAAUGAUUGAAUGGGGUGAUAUGCAUUCAUUUGAAUGAUUUAAAUAUUUAAUUAAAAAUUUCUAUUCGCAAAUGAAUGGUUAUUCAACUUGUAUCAAUAAUCAUAAAUUCGGCUGAAUAAUUAAUUAUUGCAACUUCAAUAUUACAACUUCUCAUUAGUUCAGAUCGUUCAUAGCCACUUAUUCUUCGCUUACAUUAAUAAUUUAAAAUUUAUUCAUUCAUUACUUUUUUUUCAAGACCUUAUUGUGAAUAACAAGCAAGUUACCAGCAGAAAAUGAGAAGUUCGCCCGCAGAGUGUCUCUAAGGAAGUUUGAUACUCCACAACUUGAUAAUGUGCUCGCUGGCAUUUACUCUGCGAAAAAAAACUGAGUUUUUUUAAUGUAAAAUUUAUAACAGCAUGAACCAUGCGCAAGUGAAAUGUGGACGUUAUAACGUGAGAUGGUGUGCCAGUAAGGAUUGUUUCUUGUACGCACAACAUGAUUAAAUUAAAACAAAGUGAAUAUAGACAAUUUUUAGAUGACGUUUGAUGUAGUUUCGAUAGCCGGAUCAUCAUCGAAAGUAUCAUAAGGUCGGGUUCAAUCUGCGAGAUGAUCUACAUCUGGACGGCGACGACGACUACUACUACACUGCCAGCGACCAAAAGGUCAAAGAAAUCAACGGCUUCCACUCGUUCCUCGUAGGUUGCACAGGAGCAGCAACAGGGGACACACAGCGCACUGCAGCCAGAAGAAGUCGAGGUUCGGAGAAAGCCGGCGCCGAUCUGCACUCGCAGCAGCACUGACGAUGUGCCGGCGCUCGGUCCGUGCGACGGGGCUCGUAGCGGCUGGCGCGACGCGGCCGCGUCAGCAGCUCACCCCCGCACCGGGAUCAUGAUAGAUCAUAAGCCGCAGAUUCUGCUGGCGCCGGCGCUGAGCAACAGCAGCUGCUGGCACAGCUUGCCGGCCGGCGGCGGCCUCGAGCCGCGCUGGCAGACACCCGGCAUCGGUGAGCUACUUCGUGCCGCCGUUGUUCUCGCUCUCAGCCUCGGUAUCCUCGGAGCCAAUCUACUCGUCAUCUGCGUCAUCAAUAGUCGCCGCUAUCACAAGUACAUUCACGCGCAGCCAAGGUACCUGCUGACGAGCCUGGCAAGCAACGACCUCGCGAUCGGACUGCUGGUGACGCCGUUCGGCUUCGUGCCCGCCAUCUACAGCUGCUGGCCCUACGGCGAGAUGGUCUGUCAGAUCCAGGCGCUGCUGAGGGGAGCCCUGACACAGCAGAGCGCCGUCAUACUCGUCUGCAUGGCGAUCGACCGCUACAUGUGUAUGCUGCACCCGCACCGCUAUCACAAGCAGUCCACGAAAAAGUAUUACAUGCGGCAAGGCUGCGUAGCGAUAAUGUCGACAACUUGGAUAGCGAGCGUUGCGAUUUUUGGCAGUCUGGUGCUGCCCAAAGGCGGCUACUACUUUAACGACACCGGCCUUCUCGCCUGCGAACCAUUUUUUUCCAAGGCUUCACUCAGGAUCCUGGCGUGCUGCUGCUUCUAUUUCCCAACGACGAUGGCCCUGAUGUACUUCUACGGCUCGGCCUUUCACGUGAACAAACUCCGCCUCAAGAGGGUAGUUUGCGUCAACACGCCGGAAGUUGUCAGUGCCGGCCACAUCGAGCGGCUGGUGUCGCACGAGCGCCGGUUGUCAACGGCGGCAUCUCGCACAAUGGCAGCGAUGAGCCUCGGCUUCAUCGUCAUGGUCACGCCCUGGACGAUCCAGGAAGUAGUCGCGGCCUGCACAGGCAGCAAGCCACCGGCGUUCCUCGAUUUCAUCGCCACCUGGCUCUCACUGUCCAACAGCUUCUGGAACCCCUUCCUCUACUGGCUCCUCAACAAUCAUUUCCGACGGAUAUCGCGGGAGCUCCUCUACACCAAGCUUCUAUGCAGGCCUAAGCCAAUGGGACCGAAGCAGCAUUGCUGCGCCACUAGCACCGCCGGCCUUGACGUCUGCAGUAUUGGUGGAUUAGAUUUAUCAGGACUGGAGCGCUACUCGAUGGAGCGUUGCUCACUCGCGCGUUGCUCAACGCUCUCGUUAGCGACUACGCCACCUCUACCGUGGGAGAUGACACCUGGUGGCGUGUUGAUCACGUGAGGAAGGGACGCCGCCACGCAGACGGACGAGCUCGCCGAGUACUCGCCGACACCGGCUGAGGACGAGGAGGUCAGUUAGUACAGCGUGGCGGCGUCAGAAGUAGCCUCGAGGACGCGCCGCAGCAACAGCAACGAGGAUCUCAUAAUGUCGGCCAUCGUCGGGCCCGCGAUGAGACGCAGGCGCAGAAGACGCAGGAGGAGGACAGGUGGCGCUGCUGGGCACGCUACCUCUUUCAGGGCGGUAUGGCUCUCGCACGACCUUAGAGUCGUUCUGUUGGUAUGGGGACACGCCGAUACCCUGGCGUUUCUUCUGGUCAGAAACAGCGCCGCCUACGCCUGCGUUUUUACAAUGGGACGCACGGGCGCGGUCGCGACGAUGGAACGCUUCUCUUGAACUGUCUCUUGAUUGCUCUUGGUUCCGCGAUGUAUAAUGAGGUUUUUCAGUUUUUUUUUAGGGGUGACUUGGACCUUUGGUCACUAUUUUGGAUUGUCUAAAGAACAAAUUCUUGUAUGAUUGAAAUUUAUUGUUGUUAAGUUGAUGAACUUUAUGGUAAUGCGAUUCAAGUUUAGUGACUGAAGGAUUCGAAACAAAUCUGGCUAAUGCGGCUUUAAGUCAAGGCAAGAAAACGUAUUUAGCUGCAACAGGGACUAACCAUUGUACAAGACUAUUAAUCUUUGAAAUAUUUAAAAAAUAUAUAUAUAUAUAUAAAUUAGAACAUGUAUCAAACUUUACAGAAAUAUUUAGUUACUCUUGUACAAGAGACUUCAGACAUACAUAAUCAAAAGGAAGAAUAGAGUUGUUGCAACUGAAUACGUGUCCUUGCAUUGAUUUGAUUGAAAAACAAAAUUUUUCACUUCACUCGAUUCAAAUUUAUUGCAAAACUGCAGACACGCGGUACUAAAAUUUCUGUAAAAAUACUUAACCGAAAUAUUUUAUUAGUCAUAUCCGUAAUUUAAAUAUAUAUUAUAUCGUAAUAAUCAUGAUAUUUUUCUAUUUGCGUAAUGAAGUAUCUCUUAAUUAUAUUCAAUGAAUUAUCGCAUAAUAUCGCUAACUAUAUUUACUUAUUAUCAAUGAAUUAUGUUGAAAGUCUAACGUAUUUGGUAUAUCGUGUAAAGACGAAGCCAUGUGUUCUACCGCCACACUUCCUUCGAAUUAAUGUCGAACAUUAAUAUUGUUAAAUUAACGGUAAAAAAAAUAAAACAAAGGUGACAAUGAUUUAACGAUAAAAAUAUAGCCGAUAACGGUAUAACUUACUAAUACACGAUGACAGUAAUCGUAAAACGCUGGGCGCGAUGUACUUAUAUUACACAGUCGAAAGAAAAAGAAUAAAAAAUACGGACCUAGUUCAAUAAAAAAAAAAUGUGAUGAUACUCGCCGUAUAAAAGACAAUUAAAAGCGGUUUUAGUUCGGGGGGAUCAAACGAAAAAUAAAAAUAAAAUACACACCGAGUGCUCUGAAUCGUAUAAAAGCAAUAUGCACUCGCAUACACGAGGGUGUGUGUUAUGCGCGAAGGUUGAUACCAAACGCAAAGGUCACGUCUCAAUUAGGCGUUUAUAUACGCGGGCUAACGAAGCAAUCGACGUAAUUGUUGUUAAACGCGAAACGGUCGGGGUUUUGUGCCGAGAAACCGACUACUGCGCGACUUUUGGGACAACUAUAGGAGUAUCCGUCGCUGUAAGCGGAGGAACUGCAUAGCUCGGGGCUCGAUUUUUGGCCCUAUGUUUGAUGCACUGAUUGUACACUGAAAAAAACACAGCCAUUUUAACUGAACUCGCACCAGUAAUCCGUCAUUGUACGAAGACUCGCCAAGAUUACCGUAGAGUUCAGCAGUUUUAAAGAAUCAGUUAGGUCGUUUUUGCUGGUGUCCCGCGUAAACGACCAGUUUUACGAGUCGUGACUCGCCAAAACUACCAGUGGCACACCGUUGUUCUUACUGAACAGUCGUUACGGUGGCAGAACGGUUAAAACUACCGGACUUUACAGCAGAAACGACUGUGUUUUUUUUCAGUAUAGUGUGAAAUUUGUGGUUUUUUCGAAAAGAUUAUUUCAGGAAGCACAAAAUUGGGAUUUUUUAUUUUGAGUAUAUAAUUGCUCAUUUCACAGAAAAAGAAGUGCGAAUCCAACUUGAAAAGUCAGAGUAAACAGUAACAAUAAUUAUUAUAAUGCAUAUAUUGUACGAUCGCAAGAUUAUUUUGUUGAGAAUUGUGCACGUGUAAAUAACUGUAAGUCCACCGAUUCGUCACUGCCCCUUUGAUAUGGCCUGUCCCGUAAUAAAGAAGAAUAAUAUAUAAAAUAAAAUAAAAGUCGUCGCCGAUUUUGCCAUUUAAAAGAAAACGAAUAAAAAAAAGAAUGUCUAUAGUGAAUUACAUGAGUAUAAACCAAUUACUACAUCUAAUCAAGCACAAAUGUUGUGUGGGAGGGAUGAUCUUUUUGUAAUGGAAGAAAAAGCCAACACAAUGAAGAGAAUUAAACAUAAAUCGCAAAGUGCGAUGAUUACAUAUAACAUUUAGGUAUAUGAAAUUAAGUGAAGCACAAUUGAUUAUAAAGUAAAGAAGAGAAAAAAAAGAAAAAUAUGUAGGUGACAUGAACUAACUAAGUAAAGUAUGAACUAUAUAUGAUUUCAUUAUAUACAUAUAUACAUAGUAAUGAAUUGAUUAUUAAGUAAGAACUUUUAGUAUACAUACGUUGAUAUGUAAUAACGCCUUAUACCACGAGAAAACAUUUUCAAAGACAGGAUAGACGUUCAACUUUAAAAUUCAAUCACUUAAAUAUAGAUAAUAUAUAAAUAUACAGUACCACAAUAAUACUAUGUAAUAGGUGAAUAAAAAAAUAAUCAUCCGAGUGAUCGAGUUAAAUUUCAAAGUUCAAAGUCUAUCGUAGUCUUAUACGUAUAUAAAAGAUAUGAAGAAGAACACAAGAGGCGCUCGCCGAAAUCUACUCGCUGUUACAGAAAUGGAAAUAAUUUUAUUGUAAAUAAAUUCUAUAUAUAUCUUAUAGUCGAUGACCGUUCAGUUGUGACACGACAAAAAAAAUGGAUAUCAACCAAAGUAUGUUUAUUUAACGACGCAUUUGUAAGCAUAAAACUAUGUUUGAUGUAUCAUAUAUUAAAUUACUCAUAACAAUCAAAUA